This is a messenger RNA of Durio zibethinus, 1856 nucleotides long. The record is from RefSeq and is a predicted model, not a curated record. NCBI's taxonomy places the organism in Eukaryota, Viridiplantae, Streptophyta, Magnoliopsida, Malvales, Malvaceae.
AAAUAAAAACCUAAAAAAGCAAAAAAAAAAAAAAAGUGAAAAAUCAAAUUCAAAGUGACAAAGGAAAUGGCGAACAAGCUGAUCAGUGAGAUCCCGCUUCCCAAAUCCAUCGCCAAUGUCUUCGCCGCCCGUAAUAUUUCCACAGCCAAGGACGCGUUAUCUUUAACGGAAUUUGAGCUAAUGGAGUUGUUAGAUGUGGGAUUAACGGAAGUAAGAUCUGCAUUAUCGCAAAUCAGUGAGAUCGUUGCUCCACCGUACAAAACUGCACUUUCCUUAAUGGAGCAACGGCUUCAAAACGAGCACUUGGGGGGCCAUUUUCCUACAGGCUUGAAAGGAUUGGAUGCAGCUUUACGUGGGGGAAUUCCAUUUGGGGUUUUGACUGAAUUAGUUGGUCCAGCUGGAAUUGGCAAGACCCAAUUUUGCUUGAAGCUUUCGUUAUUGGCUUCACUGCCUACAAAUUACGGAGGCUUGGAUGGUCGAGUGAUAUAUUUUGAUGUUGAAUCUAAAUUCAGUUCAAGAAGGUUGUUAGAAAUUGGAUUGAGAAGUUUUCCUGAAAUAUUUCAGAUGAAGGAAAUGGCUCAGGAGAUGGCUGGUAGGAUUGUAGUUUUGCAGCCAACAUCACUGUCUGAAUUUACGCAGAGUUUGGAACAAAUAAAAGUUUCACUUCUCCAAAACCAAGUGAAGAUGCUAGUGAUUGAUAGCAUGGCUGCUCUUGUUUCAGAGGAACAUGAGCAGGGUGUUCGUAGACAACAAGCAUUGAGCUGGCAUAUUUCGUUCAUUAAGUCACUGGCUGAAUUUUCACGAAUUCCUGUUGUAGUGACAAACCAAGUGAGAUCUCAAAACCACGAUCAAGCCUCCCAAUAUUCUUUCCAAGUGCAGGGUAGGGAUGGAACUAUAGAGACUCCCACACGAUAUGAUUCCCAUCUUGUUGCUGCUUUGGGGAUUCAUUGGGCUCAUGCUGUAACCACUCGUUUAGUGCUGGAAGCUAAAUCAGGUCAGAGAUUUAUAAAAGUGGCUAAAUCUCCAAUAUCUCCCCCUCUGGCAUUUCCUUUCCAUAUAACUUCGUCAGGGAUUUCAUUGCUAAGUGAUGAAGGAAUAGAACUGAUGGGGCCUGAGAUAAACUCAAUUCACUGUCAAGGGCACAAUGAAAUAAUUAAUUUUGGAAUGGAAAGCUUGCAUUGAUCUAUCCAGACGGAAGCUUCAUGACUUAUUUUGCAGGCUAGCUUUCAAGAGCUUUAUUCUAUGAAAUUUUACGGUUCGUUUUGAACAACCUUUCCACAUACCACAUUUACAUUAACAAAAUUAUAAAUCAGCACAAUUCAUUGUUAAUCUUCCUGACAAAUGUUUCUUUGUAGGUUUAGUGAUCAUAUAGAACACCAAGUUUCUUUCCGCCUCGACAAUCUUAGGAUUGCUUUUCUUGAAUACUUGUAAAUCUUGUUCAAGAGCAGGUUUUUUUUUUCAACUUUGUUAAAUGCUUAUAGAUAUCACAUCUCUCAUGUACAGAGAAGAUCAGUGUCUUGCAAAUCCAUGUCAAUUUGCAAUAUAUGGAUUGCAAUAUAUAUCUGUUUCAAGUUUCCAACCCUAUAGAACCUUAUGUCAGUAAAUCUUUGGCUAGUUUAAUUAACAUUGUUCUACAAACACUUGGAGACUGAAUCUUGCCUCCCGUUGAAAGUCAUGCACAAUGUUAUUAUUCGUAGCCAAAGUUGUUUAUUUCUAAUUUUCUAUGCUCUCUAUAAUGCCAUUUCAGCCUUUUUCAAUAUGGGUCACUUUCCUCUUAGGCCGACUAUUGACCCAAUUUACUUCCGUUGAAGGCUGGGUCAAGAAAAAGGAUUUAGAGAAAGUAGAUCUGAUUAUUC